Messenger RNA from Harmonia axyridis, 1315 nucleotides. RefSeq lists its product as uncharacterized. Lineage: Eukaryota; Metazoa; Arthropoda; Insecta; Coleoptera; Coccinellidae. The transcript is spliced from 7 exons. Gene Ontology annotation, molecular function: sequence-specific DNA binding. Bases 124 to 813 code for a protein of 229 amino acids. The record is from RefSeq and is a predicted model, not a curated record.
GUCAAGUGUCAUCGCUUGUUUUACGUCGUUUGACGAGUUUGAAAUUUGUUUUUGGAAUUUAGAUAUUUUUAGGUAUUUACUUCAAUAUAUUGCAUUGUGUUAAUACGAAACUUUGAUAACACUAUGGGUCAUAAGAAGUGUUUUCUUUGUGGGGAAACCCGUAAAUUGAGAGAAAUAUCGUAUCAUAGAUUGCCUACUGAUCUUGAGAUGAGAAAUUUAUGGUUGAAAUCUUUGAAUGUCGAAGAUAAAGUGAUUGAAUCCUUUAAGACUCAACCUGUACUUUGUUCAAAACACUUCCAGUCACAGGACAUUAUGUUUGCAGGUGGAAGACGAGUUCUGCAUAUGAAUGCAAUACCUGUUUUAUUUUCAGCAUCUUCAGUGAAGAUUGAAAGUCCAAAUGAGGUAAUGCUUUCUAGUUUUCCUACAAUGUAUGAAACGGAACAUGCAGAAAUUAUUCAAUCGACAUCUCCACAUUAUGUUUCUCAUCAUGAUCAAGGAAUUCAAGAUAUCGAAUCCCAAAAGAGAAGAUAUUCAUCAGAAAUGGAAAAUAAUAGUAACCCUAGUGCUCCUGUUUCACCUCAGCAGUCUAAAAAUUUUCGAUAUGUUGGUGACUUCACACAAAACGAUAUUGAGGAUCCUAUUCUUCGAAAAAAAUUUUGGAUCAUAUGUAGGAAUACCUUCAAGACACAAAAGAUGAGGAUUCGUAGUCUUCAAAAAAAGAUAAAUAGAGUAAAUCUUAAAAUUAACUCAUUAGAAGCUCUUACCCGACAACUGAAACAGGACUUAAUCUCGAGAGUGCAAACUACACAUUGAAUUAAAUCAAGAGACCAAAUCAACUCUGCCUUCAUAUAGUUUGUGGUAUACAUACAUAUGUGGUGUACUUACUAUAUAUAAUGGUGAUCAAGAGUCAUUGUUACCAUUGGUUGUACAAAUAUACCAAAUAUGGUACAAUUGGGCAUCAUAAGUAGUGAAAGAGUAUAGCUCAAUGCAUUUUAACGUUUUUUGAAUUUUUUUUAAUGACUGUGAUAUGCAAAAAAAAAUUUAUUUGUUUUCAAUAUUUUUGUUGUGUUAAUUGGUUUGCUUUUUUUGGAAAAAUUAACUGAUAUUCAAGAAAUUGGGAAUCUUCAUGCUGCAACUAAAAUAAGGAUAACCAUUUGCAAUGGUUCAAGGAGGAAAUGAAAGUGUCCUUUGCAGUUCAAACUUUCAGGAGAAGUGUACCAGAUGCUCUUGAUUUCCUUUAUUUCGACUUGAAAAAUACCAAUUUUUCACACUCCAAAAAAAUUUGUAGAUUUUUCAAUAAUACUUUCGAUAACUU